Messenger RNA from Saccharomyces eubayanus, 2235 nucleotides. RefSeq names its product medium-chain fatty acid-CoA ligase FAA2 (gene FAA2). Gene Ontology annotation, biological process: long-chain fatty acid metabolic process. The transcript has a single exon. Gene Ontology annotation, cellular component: membrane; endoplasmic reticulum. The coding region runs from base 1 to 2235 and encodes 744 amino acids. Gene Ontology annotation, molecular function: long-chain fatty acid-CoA ligase activity. The record is from RefSeq and is a predicted model, not a curated record. Lineage: Eukaryota; Fungi; Ascomycota; Saccharomycetes; Saccharomycetales; Saccharomycetaceae.
AUGUCCACUCGAGACUAUGCUCUUACCGAUUUGAUUGAAUCAGAUCCUCGUUUCGAGAGCCUGAAAAUAAAAUUAGCUAAUUACAGAAAGGGUUCUGAUGAAUAUAUUCAGGAACUUUAUUCCCAAUUGCCACUGACUAGCUGGCCAAACUAUAAGAGGUAUCUGAAGAAACAAGCCGCUGCAACUCCGAAUUCUGAUAAUAAAGCUGGGUUUAGCCCUAUUUAUAGGAGUUCUCUUUCUUCGGAACAUUUGAUCAGUUGCGUUGACAAAAACCUAAAAACUGCCUACGACCAUUUCAUGUUUUCAGUGAGGAACUGGCCUCAACGAGACUGCUUAGGUUCAAGACCAUUUGACAAGGCUACAGGUACCUGGGAGGAAACUUACCAUUUCGAAUCAUUCUCUACAGUAUCUAAGAAAUGCCAUUAUAUUGGAAGUGGUAUAUUGUCCUUGGUUAACACAAAGAGGAAACGCCAAUUGGAUGCUAAUGACUUUACUGUUGCUAUAUUGUCCCACAAUAACCCUGAAUGGGUUUUGACAGAUUUGGCUUGUCAAGCUUAUUCUUUAACCAAUACUGCGUUGUACGAAACUCUAGGUCCUCAAACUUCGGAAUACAUAUUAAACUUAACUGAAGCUCCCAUUCUUAUUUUUGCCAAAUCGAAUAUGUAUCAUGUUCUGAAAAUGCUACCUGGUAUGAAGUUCAUCAAUACUUUAGUUUGUAUGGACAAAUUAAGUGACAAUGAACUGAAAAUGCUAAACGAUUCACUUAUACCCAUCGAGACCAAUUCUUUAAAUGAAAAAAUAACACUUUUUUCAUUGGACCAAGUAGAGCGGAUUGGCAGUCUCAAUGAAAUUCCUGCAAUUCCACCAACUCCGGAUUCCUUAUAUACAAUUUCAUUCACUUCUGGUACGACAGGCUUACCUAAAGGUGUAGAGAUGACCCAGAGAAAUAUUGCGUCUGGGAUAGCAUUCGCUUUCUCUACUUUUAGAAUUCCACCAGAUAAAAGAAACCAACAAUUAUACGAUAUGUGUUUUCUGCCAUUAGCCCAUAUUUUUGAGAGAAUGGUUGUUUUGUAUGAUUUGGCCAUCGGCUUUGGAAUAGGAUUCUUGCAUAAACCAGAUCCGACCGUAUUAGUAGAUGAUUUGAAAGUGUUAAAACCCUAUGCAGUCGCCCUAGUUCCAAGAAUAUUAACGCGUUUUGAAGCAGGUAUAAAGAACGCUUUGGAUAAAUCUGCUGUCCAAAGAAACGUGGCAAAUACUAUUUUGGAUUCCAAAUCAGCCAGAUUUACUACAAAAGGUGGCCCGGAUAAGUCGGUUAUGAACUCUCUAGUUUAUCAUCGUGUAUUGAUCGAUAAAAUAAGAGAAUCUCUGGGUUUGUCUAACAACUCCUUCAUAAUAACUGGAUCAGCCCCAAUUUCUAAAGAUACUUUACUAUUCUUAAGAAGCGCCUUAGAUAUUGGUAUAAGACAAGGUUACGGUUUAACCGAGACAUUUGCUGGUGUCUGCUUGAGCGAACCGUUUGAGAAAGAUGUUGGAUCUUGCGGUGCCAUUGGUGUUUCCGCCGAAUGUAGAUUAAAAUCUGUUCCAGAAAUGGGAUAUCAUGCCGAUAAAGAUUUAAAAGGUGAAUUACAGCUCCGUGGGCCACAAGUCUUCGAAAGAUAUUAUAAAAAUCCCGACGAGACUGCAAAGGCCAUUGAUCAAGAUGGUUGGUUUUCUACCGGAGAUGUUGCAUUUAUUGAUGUAAAGGGCCGUAUCAAUGUCAUUGAUCGGGUCAAGAACUUUUUCAAAUUAGCACACGGUGAAUACAUCGCACCAGAAAAGAUUGAAAACAUCUACUUAUCAUCAUGUCCCUAUAUCACUCAAAUAUUUGUCUUCGGGGACUCUUUAAAGACAUUUUUGAUUGGUAUUGUGGGCAUCGACGUUGAUGCUGUUCGAUCGACAUUAGCUGCAAAACAUCCUAAAGUAAGAAAAUGGACUGGCGAACAAUUGGUAGAGAAUUUAAAUGAAGAUAAAAAGUUGAGAAAGGAGUUUUUAAACAAAAUCAACAAGUGCAUCAACGGACUACAAGGCUUUGAAAAAUUACAUAAUAUCAAAGUCGGAAUUGAGCCUUUAACUCUCGAAGAUGAUGUUGUAACUCCGACUUUGAAAAUUAAGCGUGCCAAGGCCUCAAAAUUUUUCAAAGAGACACUGUACCAGUUAUACGAAGAAGGUUCAUUAAUCAAAGAAGAAAGGCUGUAG